Messenger RNA from Poeciliopsis prolifica (blackstripe livebearer), 1887 nucleotides. RefSeq names its product gem-associated protein 6-like. Gene Ontology annotation, cellular component: nucleus; SMN complex. The record is from RefSeq and is a predicted model, not a curated record. The transcript has 2 exons. Gene Ontology annotation, biological process: spliceosomal complex assembly; spliceosomal snRNP assembly. Bases 972 to 1541 code for a protein of 189 amino acids. Lineage: Eukaryota; Metazoa; Chordata; Actinopteri; Cyprinodontiformes; Poeciliidae.
AGCAGGUGUAAAAGCACAAGUUGAGAACAUUUAACACAAGAAAAAAGUUUCUCCAAAAGAACUGCUAGUUGUGUUGUGGCUGCAUCACUUACACCAUCCAUUUGUCUGAGCUGUCCUCUUCUGUUCACCACGUCGUCCAAAUGGAGACAAGAACUUUGACUGAAAUGGGGACAAUUCUCUUAAACUCAGAUUUUAUCUGAUCAAAUGAAUGAACAUGAAUCCGUCCUGCUGCAGAGCUGAACAGUGAGACAUUAAAACUACAUCCAAAGAAACACGUCGAACAUUGAUUCAUGAAACAUGCGUCACCAUCUGGAUUCAGAUAAGAUUCUGAUUUUAUACUCCUAUUCAACUCCAGGGUAGAAGCAUUACAUGAGCAAUAUGAACAUGGAGAUGAGCGGAUUAUUAAUGCAGUGUGACUCAGAUAAGGGAAAGUUACUCAAAAUUAUUCAUAUUCUUACUUUGUUGCUCUGUCAGUCUCAUGCAGACUCGUUGCCAUAACAUCAGACAUCGCUGCUGUAUCAUGAUCCGACAACAAAAAACAUAUAAACAUGAAGUCCAUUACAACAGCUUUGAGUUCACUAGCAACCCAUCAGAACCGCCUCAUUACUCUAACACACAACGAGAAAUCUGAUCAAUAACAAAUGAUUGAUAAUGCAAAACAAAAAAUUCCCAUUUUCUAGGAUGAUCUGAAAGUUUUCAGUUUUCAUCAAGAUGGCCGAUUCCUUUUCUUGUUUUCUUUGCAUGUGUUCCUCUCUGCUCUCCACCUGGACAAACGUCUUUUCUUUUCAUCUCCUGCUGGUUCUAACAGGUUGAGGCUCAGUUGCAGUAAAUUUGCUCCUCAUGUUUUUAACAUCUAAAAUCUGCAGUUUCCGUUCCCGGCCUGCAGGGGGCAGCAGCGGCCGCUUGUGGAGCAUAAAGCGGAACUCUUGUGUUUGCCGUGUUUCCUUCGGACGGCUGAUCAGAGGACCGUGAUGCAGUGCGGCUGGCUUCAUUCAGGUCCGCGGCUGUGGCUGCGGUGCGUCCACAGGCAGGUGAUGGUGACGGCGGGAAAGCGGCGGGAGGAGCACCGCGGCUGGCUGCUGACCGUGGACCCGGUCUCCCACAGUGUGGCUCUGGUGAGCUUCGGGGAGGACGGUGCGUCGGUCCGGGUGGUUCUGGGUCACGCCGUGCAACACGUCGAGGUUCUGGAGGAACCGGACCCGGACACGGAGGAGCGGCUCCGCUCUCUCCUCCCGCCUCCGGAGGCCGGUGGCCCGGAUUCAGACGAGCGACGCCGGAGGAGGUCCGGAGUCCGCCGCUGGCUCCAACAGAACCGGGUUCCGGUGGAGGAGGACGGGAACGAUCUUCGGGUCGCCCGUGUUCUGACCAUCCGGGCCCCAUAUCGACCCGACGACUGCAGCAGCGCCAACCAGAUCAUCCUGGACCGGGUCCAGAGACUGCUUCGGGUCCAGCCCGACCAGGUUCCAGAUUCUGAACUGGUUCUGGAGACCGCUCCGGGUCCAGACGGACCCGUUCCACCUGGAACCAGAGACGGAUUAUAAAGGGCAUUGAGACGGAUCCAGAGCGGUUCUGGUUCAGUCUGGAUCCAUUCCUCUUUAACUGGCUGUAGAUGAGCCGUCUGGUACCAAACGGGGUUCUGGAAAUGGGCCCCGCAGUCCGGUGCCUCCGAUGUGCCUGGCUCUUUAAAUCGGAGGCCCGAAGUCCCGCCCCUUCCUGCUGGUUUCCCCCAAUCAGCUGAUCAAGAAUCAGUUCAGUUUGAAUCCUUUCAAACCAAACUGACUUUCCGUUCUGGUUGUGUUUCUCUGGACCUCCUGUUUAAAGUUCUGCAGAACCGGGUCACGGACAAUGCGGACCCGAUUGAGCCAAUAAAUCAGAUUCUACCAUUAA